UUCAGCAAUGACUGCCCUUCGAAGCAAACAGUAAUGAACCCUGACGCUCAAAAUUAGUUCAUGAGAAAGCUCCCUGUUACAAUCAAACCAGCAGGACAGGUGUAAGAUAACAAGGUGUCGAGCUGGGUGAACACCCCAAGCCCAGCCUUGUAAUUGCAGGGGAAUGUGGUUUUAAAUGGUCCCUUCCUGAGUGUCUGUGGUCGGUGGGGGGAGGGUGUGACUGAGUGGCGUUUAGCAAUCUCCUCUCCGUUCCACCUCUGAAGCUUUUCUGUGGCUAAGACCAGUGAAACGUGCUGUUUGUAAAUUGAUUGAGAGACAGACACAGAGAGAGAGAGAGAGAGAGAUAAAAAGGUGUCAAUUUCAUUGGAAUCUCAUGAUCAGGAGGAAUGUAGAAACUGUUUUUUUAAAGUUCAGAAAAAGCUUGGGAUUUCAUCACUGUUUCAGCUGGAUUUGAGUCAACUGGGAGCAGCUCACCUGUUUUGGAAGACUGGAGUUCUGUUUAUUUGGGAGCUGGGAUUAUCCGCCAUUGCUGGCCCUCUGUAUUUUCUCUGCCGAACCUGAGAAUUAGUAACAGAAUGACCGAGCCGGAGGCUGGCCACAAAACUGAUCCUGGCAAGGCCUCGGGCCUGUGCAGCCCGAUUGGCAGGCUGGUAGCAGUAACCGUGGCGAUGGUCUUCCUCCUGGGAGCAGCGGCCGUGACAGUGUGGGCCGUCGUGACAUACAUGAAGAAAGCAGAAACCCACCUCUACAAUGUUCAGGUCAAUGCAGACUCCCAUUUGUCGGUCUAUGACCCCAAGGCAGAUGUGUGGAGGGUUGUAUGUUCCUCACGGGUCAAUGAGGAGAUUGCAGAACUCGCAUGUCAGCAGAUGGGUUUUGUCAGGAUGAUUAGCUCCAUGGAGAGUCACGUUGGAAACACUGGGCCAAAUGGUUCAGUUCAGUUUUAUUGUGUGGACACUUUGCUGCUUCGAUCUGCUCAUAUCAUUCAGGAUCUUCUGCACCCCUGCGAGUGUGCAAGUCACCUUCUCCUCUCAGUGCAGUGUCAAGACUGUGGAAGGCGGAAGUUCUUGGGUGACCGUAUUGUUGGCGGACACCAUGCUCUCCUCGGCAAAUGGCCAUGGCAAGUCAGCCUGCGAUUUGAGGGCAGCCCGAUGUGUGGGGGCUCGAUAAUCUCUGAGGACUGGGUUGUCACAGCUGCCCACUGCUUCCCAGAGAGGAAUCGUUUUGUUAGUCAGUGGACAGUGUUUACUGGUGCCAUCCAGCAGUCAUCGAUGGGAGUGCAGAGCUCCGUGGACACGAUUGUUUAUCAUUCCGGUUACAAACCGUUCCUCGAUCCCAGUACUGAGGACAACAGCCAUGACAUUGCUGUGAUGCAUCUGCAGGUUCCUCUCAACUUUUCAGAUUACAUCCAGCCGCUCUGUCUCCCUGCAAUUGGUCAGAGGCUUGUUGAUGGGGCAUUGUGUAGCGUCACAGGAUGGGGCAACACGGAAUAUUAUGGAGUACAGUCAGACGUGCUACAGGAGGCUCAUGUGCCCAUUAUCACCAACACUCGCUGCAACAGCCCUGAGUUUUACCGCAACCAGAUCACCCCCAGCAUGUUCUGUGCCGGCUACAGUGACGGGGGCAUCGAUGCGUGUCAGGGAGACAGCGGUGGGCCCCUGGUCUGUGAGGACACUCUCUCCAACCGAACGCGGUGGCGUCUCUGUGGGAUUGUGAGUUGGGGAACGGGUUGUGCGAUGGCCAACAAGCCCGGAGUUUACAGCCGUGUCACCCGCUACCAGGAGUGGAUCUACCAGGCCAUGAAGAUCUACAAGAACAAGGGAGGGAUCUACAGUUUGGAUUGAAGGAGCGUUUUGAGGUGCAGGAUGUCGGGGGUGGGAGCAGCACUUUUCCAGGGAUAUCUUGGUGCUACGGGAAGUUUUCAGCCUUCAGCAAUAUUUUUAUAUUUUGGGAAAAUGAAUGUACUUUUUUAAAAUAAGCCCAAAGAACCCACUGACUGGUGCAAUGUUUCAGGAGGGAGCACUUGGUGUUGAAUGCUUUCACUCUGAUCUUGAGCUGAGGUUAGAGUUCUCUGUUGAAAGAGCCACAUUAGGAAUUUAAUCAGAUGAUGGACACUACAUCUGCCUUGUGAUAUGGUGUUCAGAUGGGUUUCACGUGUCUGGCCUCACUGUUGAAGGGUUGAAACUUAUUUUUGGGGAUUUUCUGUUUUGGCACGGGGUAAUUUCAGUUUAGCUCUCAUGGAUUUUAAUGUUUUUAAACACAACAUUGUCUUACUUUUUUCAGUUGUUCAUCCUCCUUUCAUUUUAUCUGCUCAGUUGGGAUGGUUUUAUAUUACAGGGUGAGGUUGUGGUGGGGGGGGGAUUGGGCUCAACCAGAUGGGUUUUGGGGUUUUGUUCACUUCCUCACCAACCUCCUACACUUGACAAAUUUCCCCCCUGCCCCAAAUGUCUCUGCACGGUUCUCCCUGCUCAGUCUGUGACCUUUUUUUUUGUUUUGUUUCUGACUGAGUUCAUUUUGUGGUCGUCCGGGAUCUGCGAAUUGGAUAGUUACUGGCUGAGUUUUUUUGAGCCUCAUCUAUGCUUUUAGUCCUCGCAACACUAAUCUUACUCUAUCCCCCCCCUCACUCCCCACUCCCCCCUC
Molecule: messenger RNA, 2637 nt
Organism: Stegostoma tigrinum
Lineage: Eukaryota; Metazoa; Chordata; Chondrichthyes; Orectolobiformes; Stegostomatidae
Gene: hpn
Product: hepsin
Exons: 13
Coding region: 576-1841 (421 amino acids)
Biological process (GO): proteolysis
Cellular component (GO): membrane
Molecular function (GO): serine-type exopeptidase activity; serine-type endopeptidase activity
Source: RefSeq, a predicted model, not a curated record